Molecule: messenger RNA, 5679 nt
Organism: Epinephelus lanceolatus (giant grouper)
Lineage: Eukaryota; Metazoa; Chordata; Actinopteri; Perciformes; Serranidae
Gene: nhsa
Product: Nance-Horan syndrome a (congenital cataracts and dental anomalies)
Biological process (GO): cell differentiation; lens development in camera-type eye
Source: RefSeq, a predicted model, not a curated record
CAGUCCUGAUCCAGUACAGCCUGAGACUCCGCUCCAGGUUUUAGUGCCGCCUGUUUUUUAAAAACCACCUCUACUUGGGAGCAGUGGAAAACACAGAGGCAUUAGGGGCAGCAGAUGACCCGGCGCUGCAGCCAGGAGCACAACAGUCCUCUCUAACAAAUGAAAGGAUGGGGGGCAUCAGCAGCAGCAGCAGCUGAACUCAGAGAACCUGGAUCAGGGGCCGAGGGGAGAGAACCGCUUCCUGCUCACUCUUGGGACACUUCUGUUGGAUUUAUUCCCCGGUCCACACCAACAUGCCAUUUGCCAAACGAGUCGUGGAACCUCAGUUACUGUGCAGGCAUCAAAUCCCAAACGAGGACGCUGUGCUUUUCGAGGAUCUGGUCUCCAUCAGUAAUGUGGCUCUGUCCCGGACCCUGCGGCAGCUGUCGGACCUGGCCAAACAUGCCUGUUCCAUAUUCCAGGAGCUGGAGACGGAGCUCACCUCCACUAACCUGCGGGUCCGAGGGCUGCAGAGCAAGAUCAGCCAACUCCAGCAGGGCUGCUCCGAGCUGGACCCCAAACAGGAGGCAGUGCCGGUGUCCAACCUGGAUGUGGAGAGUAAGCUGACAGCACAUUACCAAGCUCCCUGGCACCAGCAGAGGAACGUUUUCCACCCCUCCACACGGCCAGCAUGUGUUGUAGACCUCCACAGGCAAGCCAACCUCAGCCUGUGGGCCGCGCACCGAGAUCACCAGAGGAGACGAUCCGGCAGCAGGGAGCAGAGAGUGACCAUCUCGAUCUCUGCGAUGCCCCCCAUGCCCAUGUACCCUUCCCCACACAUCGUCCAAAGGAACGACAAGAGAGGCCAAAGUUUGACAACGUUUGAAUCCACCCGCUCCUCCUCCCCUACCGAAUGUUGCCACUUCUCUCCCUGGAGCAGAAAGGCUGCGCCCUCUGACCCUGACACUGACGGGGUGGCUUUAGGUCACCGGCCUAAGUUUCCCAUCCCUAACAUCCCCUCCACCCUGGACAAGCAGACUAACUGGUCUAAAGCCCUGCCGCUGCCCACCCCAGAGGAAAGAAUGAAAACCAAUUCACAAGUCAUCACCUCAUGCGUCAUCCCCAUUAAUGUGACUGGCGUUGGCUUUGACAGAGAUGCUAGUGUGCGCUGCUCGCUCGUUCACUCGCAGUCUGUGCUUCAGAGGAGGAGGAAGCUGAGGAGACGGAGGACUGUCGCCGGUGUUCCCCGACAGGUGCAGCAAGAUUUAGACUCUGAUGACUCUCCUGGUUCCAGAGAGCGGACUGUGAUAGUUCAUGCCAGUCCCAACAUCACUCCCUCCAACGAGGAGCUGGCCAGCCAUCUCAGCACCAGAGACUCAGGUUGCCAGACAGAAGACUUUUUGAUCUCAGGAGCGCCGUCUCGGAGGAGGAUCAGGGCCCAGAGAGGCCAGGGAGUCUCCCUCUCCCUCUCCCACUCUGCAGGCAACAUCUUGUGCCUGCCAGACAGCGCUGACGCCAUGUUCUCCGCCUCUGUGGGUGCACGCCUGCGCUCCCGGAGUCUGCCCAGAGACGGGAGCCGGAUGAUAGACAACGGGCAUCAUGACAGCGACGACGAUGAGGAGGAGCUCUCCCCCUUUAAUGCUGAGGACUUCCUGCCGGGACCUGGAGAGUUGAUUCUGAAGGAUGAAGAAGAGAGCACGGAUGAUCAGGCCAUGUCUGAACGCCAGCUGGGCCUCAAGUACACGCAGCUGUCAGAGAGUCCGGAGCGCAGCUGGAUGGAGAGGACCAGAUCCCAACUGCCCAGGAAGGCCGACAUGGGCAGUUGUGAGAUCUCAUCCAGCUCGGACACCUUCAGUAGCCCCGUCCAUUCUGUCUCAGCUGCGGGGGUGCUGGGAGGACAAAUGGACCAUAAGGAGGACCACCAGUCCUCGAGUGGGAACUGGAGCGGGAGCAGCUCCACCUGCCCCUCACAGACCUCAGAGACAAUCCCCCCAGCAGCCUCUCCACCUCUGACGGGCUCCUCACACUGUGACUCUGAGCUCUCCCUCAACGCCGCCACUCACGCCAACGAUGACCAGACUAGCUUCAUGCUGGACCACUACCAGGGUCUCAGGACCCAGCGGGCGGGCUCCUUCUCCUCCACAGCUAUGGACAUAUUAGAGGAAGCAGGGUCCAGCACUCCCAUUGAGGGGGAGUGGAGUUACCCCCACUCUGACCCUGCACGCUCACAGGACUUCAGCCCUGAGCCGAGCAGAGAGGCUGAGAGCAGCCUGGGCUGCCCCAGCUUCACCAGCAUGGCCACCUGCGAGAGCAGCUACUCUGACAAACCUCCGUCGGAGAAAGCCGACACCGUCUCACACUACUCCGUAGACACUGAAGGCUACUACACCUCAAUGCACUUUGACUGUGGUAUAAAAGGUAGCAAAAGCUUCACUUAUAACUAUGCAGCCUCGGGCUCUGAUUGCGGCCUGUCUGACUCAAGUGGUCACAUGACUCUGGGGAGGCGCUGCCUCUCUUUAAGAAAACCAAAGGCGAAGCCAUGUCCGCCUAGGAGGAGUUCAUCCUUAAGAAAAAUAUGCAGUGAGGGAAACAUCCCUGACAAUAAAGAACCAAAGAUUUCGUGCGGGCAGCAACUUCCACUGUCUUCCAAGGAUAGGAAACUGCAGCUGGUUUUAUCCAGCUCUCAAAGUCAUAUAGAAAACUCUUCACUAGUCAGAGAGCCCCUUGUGGUGUGGGGGGAGUCAGCUGAUCUACCUGACUUAGGCGUGUUUAGCUCCACAGAUGCACAUUCGUUUAAGGAUGAGGGGGUUGUACAGUCAGACUAUGCAGAUCUGUGGCUCCUGAACGAUUUAAAAUCCAGUGACCCAUACCGAUCUUUGUCGAACUCUAGCACAGCAACAGGUACAACUGUCAUUGAAUGCAUCAAGUCACAGGAAAGCUCCGAGUCUCAGACGUCCCAGUCCGACUCCAGAGCCACCACCCCCUCACUUCCAUCAGUGGAGGGAGAGUUCAAGCUCAAGUCUCCAGAGAAGCUGGCAGGCCUGGCCAGCCCAUCCAGCGGCUACUCAAGUCAGUCAGAAACCCCCACCUCCUCCUUCCCCUCCGCCUUCUUUCCUGGACCGCUGUCACCAUCCAGCGGCAAGAGGAAGCCCAAAGUCCCUGAGAGGAAGUCCUCUCUUUCGUCGCUGUCACUGCAGUCGCUGUCCUCCUCCUCGAAGAGAGACCUGGAGCUGCCAGUAAUCCCUCCAACCCACCUCGACUUAAGUGCCCUUCACAGUGUCAGCAGCAACAAGGCUUCAGCGUACAGGACGCAGAUUCAGAUGCUUCACCAAAACAAACAAAAAGCUGCAGUGACAGCCAAACCUGUCGCUGUUCCUAACUCAGAGGUGUUUAACGUCCACCCCAUGUCCAUCACACCCUCAGUGCUGCACUCAGUACAGCUCCGAUCCAUCAAUAAGGAACAUGAAGGAAGCCACGAGGACAAAACAACUUCCAGACUCAAAUGUCCCACUGUGAACUUGACUAGCACUGUUUCCUGUAGUAAAUCUGUAGAGCUCAAGAGUCCCCUGUUACACAACUCACAUCACACGCCCGCCAAGGGGUCGUAUGAGUCAGUGUUUACCUCAAACGAAGAGCUCACAGACGGAGAAGCAGCAUGUCAGAAAGAGAUGAGGAACAAGCAGGCUCCUUUAGAGAGCAUGACGGCAUUCACGCUGCAGUCAGAGCCGUCGUUAGACGUCCCUGAGAGGACCGCAGGUCAUGAAGGAGAGGCAUGCAGAGAGGUAGUAGAAACAGCUGUCUGCAGCUCGCAGUCGGAGCCUUUAGAUCAGCAGAGAACUGAGCCGUCUGAAGAAGAAGCACCAGGUCUCUCUGUUCAGCAAAGUUCACCACAGAGAUCCAACGGUCUUGAUAAAGUGCCUGCUACUGACGGCCAAUCAGAGGCGUUGCAAGAGAGCUCGAUCAGUGAUGACGGGAGCAGAGAUGUGGAACAUGAGUCGUCAGGUGCUUCAGCCGAGAGUGCCUCCCAGGACGGCAAGGAAGAGUCCACAGCAGAGACAGAGGAUUACUUAAGUAAAGCAGACUCUUCACCCAGUGACAACGCAGUGUCCCCUCUGAGUGAUGAGUCAAGGCCAGACGAUGACAGCGUGUUUCUGUCCCCCACCAAGGCUCGGACCACUGAGGAUCUGUUCGCUAUGAUUCACAGGUCCAAAAGGAAAGUGUUGGGCAGGAAGGAUUCCACUGAGCUGAAUGCGAGGAACCGGCUCAGUGCUGCGUUGGGGAACACGCCACCCAGCAGCACCGUGAGCUCCCCCGUCUCACUGGUGUCCCCCUCCUCUGCUGUCACCCCACCAGGCCUGCAUAGAGUCUCCGGUCCCAUCUACAGGAAUGCAAAGAAGUCCAGCACCUCCAACGAGGAAUUCAAACUCCUGUUGCUCAAAAAGGGCAGUCGAUCCGAGUCAAGUUACCGCAUGUCAGCGACAGAGAUCCUCAAGAGCCCCAUCUCUUCUAAAUCUCCUGGAGACUCCCUGAUGGAGUCGCCAAGACAGCCCGAGGAGCCCGCCUCUCCCCUGCAACAUCAGCAGCACCAAUCAGGACCAGAUCAGCUCUCCAGUCCCUAUCCCAAAGCCAACGCUGAGGGCUUCUCCCCGAAAUCCUUCUCCACAUCCGCAGCUUCCAGGCAGGGCCGCUCCAGAAUCCCCCCACCCGCCAACAGCAGCCGAUACGGCAUGCGCAGCAGACUGUACUCAGCGCCCAUGCAGGCGAUCUCUGAGGGCGAGACAGAGAACUCAGACGGGAGUCCUCAUGACGACCGCUCAUCACAGGGCUCCACGUAGGAAACAGAGUAGAGGUGUCGGAAGGUAUGAAAUUAUUUUGUUAGUUUACAGUGGAAAAAAAAAACAAAAUGGACCAGAAUGAGUUCUAAUAUAUAUGAGAUGUGGUGAGGUUAAUGUUAACGUAUGCUGAACAGUAGGGAUUUUGUUUAAGAAAAUAAUCAUGAAUUUACUAAUUGUGGCUGAGUUUUAUAGAUGUUUCCUUUUGGUUAUUCUGUGGAUACUUUAAACACUUUUACCUGUGUUCAAAAAUAUUUUAUACACACAGUAGCUCUAAAGAAAUAUUCUCAUAAUCUGAACACGGAGCAUUAGAAACAGGGAACCAGCUUAGUUAGAAACAUAUAGAAAUCAUAAGCAAAACAUUUUACAGAAAACUACUCUUGGGUUAGUUUGUGGCACAAACACAUACAACUGGUUGCCUUUAGUCCUGCUAUAGUAUAUUAAAGGGAUAGUUUGUCUCUUUUGAAAUAGGGCUGCAUGAGGCACUUAUACGUAGUCAGUGUGUUACCUACAGUAGAUAUCGGUCGGCACACUCCAGGUUGGAGAAGCAGACAGGAGUACUGACACAGAAGCAAAGCAGUGUACUGCUGUGGACAGGGGCAGCAGCAAAACGUAUUUCAGCCACCUAAAAUAUUCAAUGUCAGUUUAAGUGUGCAGUAUUUUUAGAGUCACUGCCAACGGGGGAAUGUUAACAGCUUCACUUUCCCAUCUAUGCUCUCUUCAAAGCCACCAGACUCCAUUGAGAACAACAGUAAUUUAACAUCACUGAACACAGGAGUUGCUGGUCUACUGCUGCCUUGAUCAGUUAGUGUGUUUGUGUUACUGUGUGACCUUGGUGCAUCUGAACUAACCAAAGUCACAAAUUAAC